Messenger RNA from Culicoides brevitarsis, 731 nucleotides. RefSeq lists its product as uncharacterized. The coding region runs from base 23 to 715 and encodes 230 amino acids. The record is from RefSeq and is a predicted model, not a curated record. The transcript is spliced from 2 exons. NCBI's taxonomy places the organism in Eukaryota, Metazoa, Arthropoda, Insecta, Diptera, Ceratopogonidae.
UUUUACUUAGUUUUUGUUGUAAAUGAUGCGGAAAAUAAAUUUUGUGGGAAUUUUCUUCAUUUUCGUGGCUUUUUUAGUCAAUUUUGGAGCUGGAUAUUAUUUUAUCAACGGGACGAAAUACUUUGAAGAAUGUGACAAGUACGCCGUUUGUAACAUCCUGUACGAUCGUCACUGGAUGCCAGAUUUGAUUGAAAACAUCUGUACUUGUCCUCAGGGCAGUGUUUGUCCCACAAUGUAUGCCGAUCCCAUCGACGAGUAUGCAAUGCAGAUCAAUUCUCGCACGCAAAUCAAAUUUUGUGAGCCUAUCGAUAAAUUGAAAAAGUGCAAACGGAACGAAUUGGCAAUAACUACGAAGAAAAUCCUGUAUUUGGAUCAUUUACGAAGCGCCAAGGCAGUUUUGCACUGUGCCUGUGACGAUUUCUCGUCUUAUUGGAAAUUCAAUCAAAGUUAUGGCGACUAUUUGGACAAUGACAAAGCUUUAAUUGAAAUUUUCGACGAUUAUCAAUGCACGGAGCUCAAAAAAUGUGAGCCACGGGAGUUUUGUGGAUACGCCAGAUCCGAUUUUGGGUUCAUUUUUCAUCGUUGCUCGUGUCCCUUGUACCAUAAAUGCGGUUAUGACGUCGAAGAUGAGGACGAUAAUGCGGAUGUUAUUGAACUUUUCUACAAUGGACUUGGAUAUCGGGCACGAUGCAUCCCCACAGAAGAGUUUUAUUAACAAAAAUUACCUGAGU